GAAGGAACAUAGGCCACCAACCAGCAUUCUCCAAUUCACUCUGUCCUGGGCCUUCCCUUCUAGUUCUAUCCAAUUGUUAUUUGUUCUUCUCAUGUCUGUCUCCAUUUCUCGGAGUAAUCUGUUCUUUAGCCUUGAGGAUUCCAAGUGAGGACUUGCGUUGUGACGCAGUUGGGUGCUUUCCUCAAUGUGUGUCCCAUCCACUUCCAGCGCUUCUUUCUGAUUUCUUCCACUACUGAAAUCUGAUUUGUUCUCUCCCACAAUAAGUUGUUGCUGAUAGUGUCUGGCCAACGGAUCCGAAGUAUUUUGCGUAGACAACUGUUACCAAACACUUGUAUCUUCUGGAUGAUGGCUUUCAUAGUUCUCCAGAUUUCCGCCCCAUACAGUAGAACUGUCUUGACAUUUGUAUUGAAAAUCUUGACCUUGAUGUCGGUUGACAACGGCUUUGAUUUCCAGAUGUUUUUCAGUUGUAAAUAUGCUGAUCUUGCUUUGCCGAUCCGUGCCUUCACAUCUGCAUCAGACCCACCGUAUUCAUCAAUGAUGUUGCCGAGAUAUGUAAAGGUUUUUACAUCUUCCGAAUCUUUUUGCAUGAAGUGUGAUUGGAUUGGUGCAUGUUGUGUUGUAUCGGAGAAUCCUGCUCUUCUCUUUGUGUAUAUUGAGACCUACUGCUGUUGAGGCUGCUGCCACACUGGUCAUCUUCUCCUGCAUUUGUUGUUGCGUUUGCGAUAGAAGAGUCAGGUCAUCUGGUAAGUCUAGAUUGUCCAGCUGUCCACUGUAUCCCAUACUUCCCCCAGAUGUUGACGUCUUCAUGAUCCAGUCGAUCACCAGGAAAAAGAGAAAGAGUGAGAGUAGGCAACCUUGCCUGACACCGGUCUUUACCUCGAACGAGUCUGUCAAUUGUCCUCUAUGCACGAUUUUGCAGUUUAAUCCAUCAUAAGUAUUCUGUAUGAUAUUGACUAUCUUCUGAGGCACGCCGUAGUGUCUAAAAAGCUUCCAUAGUUUUGUCCUGUCCACACUAUCAGAUGCUUUUUCGUAGUCAAUGAAGUAGUUGAUGUAUAGUGAUGAAUUCCAAUCAAUUGAUUGUUCCUCAAUGAUCCGUAGAGUUGCGAUUUGAUCUGUACACGAUCUAUCUUUACGGAAUCCAGCCUGUUGAUCUGGAAGUUGGGCGUUUUCGGAGACCUUCAUUCUGUUUAAUAAUACCCUGUUGAAGACUUUUUCUGGUAUUGAGAGAAGAGUGAUGCCCCUGUAGUUAUCACACUUGCUGAGAUCGCCUUUCUUUGGUAUCUUGACCGAAAGUUUUUCUUCACAAUCUGUUGGUACUUGUUCUUCAUCCCAAAUCUUGCUGAAGAUAAUGUGGAGUAAUAUUGCAGUUAAUGCUACGUCCGCUUUCAGUGCCUCUGCUGAAAUGUUGUCUGAUACUUCUGCUUUUCCGCUCUUGAUUUGAUGAUGGCCAUGCUGAUCUCUUCAAUUGUUGGUGUGUUAAUAUCGACUGGGAGGUCUGUGUGUGUUUCUUCGAUGUUGGGUGGGUUCAGUGGGGCUAGUCGAUUCAAGAUUUCUUUGAAGUGUUCUACCCACCUGUUUCGUUGUUCUUCAAUAUUGCCUUCCUUACUUUUCACUGAUCGUUCUCGUUUACGUCAAUUCCCAGCGAGUUUCUUUAAUGUGUCAUACAGUUGUUUCAUGUCUCCUUCUCUUGCAGCUUUUUCCGCCGUCGUUGCUAGUUCUUUCACGUAUUUCUGCUUGUCGGCUCUAAUGCUCUCCUUCACUUGCUUGUUUGCUUCUAUGUACUCAGCUUGUGCCUUGACUUUCUCUGCUCUUGUUCGGCUGUUGUUAAUUACUGUCUUCUUGUUCUUCCUUUCUUUGAUCCUGUCCAGUGUUUCUAUAGAGAUCCAUUCCUUAUGAUGAUGCUUCUUGAGGCCCAGAACCUCCUGACACGUUGAAGUUAAUGCUUCUUUUCCAGUUGUCCUCCAUAGUAGUUUCUUCUUCUUUCAGUAGAUCCUGUAAGGCUUGGAACCUGUUGUUGGGAGCUAUCUUGAAUUCAUUGAGUUUAUCAGUAUCCUGAAGAAAGGCCAUAUUGAACUUUUGUGAUAUUGUCCGCCACAUUGUCCAGUGCUUUUUAAGUCUCAGUUUCAUCUUGGUGACCAGCAAUUGAUGAUCUGAUGCUAUAUCAGCUUCUCUCUUGGUUCUCACAUCCUCCUACUGAACUUCUUGUUGAUUCAGAUAUGGUCAGAUAUGUGAUGCAGUGAAGUCUAUAUAGUUUUGUGUAUGCGUAUAUGUGGGAAUAUAGUGCCGCCCAUGACCAGUUUAUUGAAGGCAUAUAGGUUUGCAAAUCUCACCAUUUUCGUUCAUUUCUCCCAGUCCUUGUCGUCCCAUGAUGUCUUCAUAUUCGGUGUUGUCCAUUCCAACCUUGGCAUUUAAAUCUCCCAUCAGAAUGGUCAGGUCCUUUGUUGGGCAAUUCUCGAUGAUUGACUGCAGCCUAUCGUAGAAUUGAUCUUUAGCGUCUUCAUUGUAGUCGUUGGUAGGCGCAUAGCAUUGGAUGACGUUCAUUGAAAUGCCCUCUUUUUUUGUUUUGAACGAGGCUUUGAUGAUCCUUGGUCCAUGAGAUUCCCAUCCUAUAAGUGCGUUUUGUGCUCGUUUGAACAGCAUCAAUGCAACUCCUUGUGUAUGUGGGGCAUUUUCUUCAUCAUGGCCGGAGUAUAACAGAAGCUCUCCUAAAGUUAGUCGUUGUUGUCCAACUUGCGUCCAAUGUAUUUCACUGAUCCCAAGCACCUCUAGGUUGUAACUCCUCAUUUCUGCAGCAAUUCGGAACGCUCUCCCGGUCUCCCACAUUGUACGAGCAUUCCAUGUACCUAAAUAAAUGGUUGCUCUGGUUGCCAAAAGAGGCAUCGGCCUCGUAACUUCCGAAGGAAUUCAGCUUUCAUCAUGAGGCGUCAUAACUCUUCUAAAUGAAGACCUUCUGUCUCCCAGGGCAGAGUUUAAAAUGUUUAAAUAAUUUUUUCUGGUUAGCGUUUUUUUAGCGAGUUAGUUUUCUACAGGAUGGGGUCGCUAACCCCAUGUCCAAGCCUCCUCCUUUAUCCGGGCCUGGGCUCGGCAGGAGCCUCAGAGGGUGCUCCAGUCGGAGUUACACCAGAAAAUACACAAGGAGAAAGACGUGAAUGGAGUUGGUGGUUUAUAUGCGAUAAGACAACACUUUCAGAAGUUUAAAAGGUUUUAAAUAUCUAUCUUUACCAACUGCUUUCAACACUCUCCUCAAAACUACAAAACGAGGAAUAGUAGAGAAUAACAGGUAAUACACAAAAGGCAAAUAUCGAAUAAUAUCAAAAGCAUGUAGCUCUUUUAUAUCAGUCGAACGGAAAACUUACUUCAAUAUCAAUAAAACAUAAGGAAACCAAAAUUGUUCCGUGUUAAGAAGAAAGCAAAUACAUGAUUCAGUGAUGAGUUGUAUCUCUUAGCUAAGACAGUUAAUUUAUUGGUUUUGUAAAUUAUAUAAAUACAUCGAAUUAUUCUCACCCAAUGUCGACUACUGCUCGUUCAAGACAUUCAAAGUUACCAAUUGACUGAAUAUUUAAAACGUUAUAUAUUUCAUUGUUAUCUUUUUGAUGUUGUUUUAAUUAGCAGUUAUUGAAUAAAAAAAUUUCCACCUACAGUCUCCUUGCGAUGGCAUAACAGUCUUGUUCGUCGUAGUAAGCAGCAGCUAUUCCACAGUUAUAGGAAAUAGCCGCACCACUAACAACAGUAAUCAACAUCAUACCAAAUUAUAAUAUGCUGCUAAAAUCCAGUAUCAUGUCACAUGGGUUUAGUCCCUUGAUGAAUUAUGAGUGUUUUAAACUAAAACGAAUCAGUUUUUUACUGAUGUUAACUUGUGUUGACAACACACUUCAAAUUAAGCAAGAUCCGUAAACAUCCUUCCUUUUAGAUGUUCUCUCUGCUAAUAUUAAAUUAUAUAAGAUGACACUUAAUCAAAGAUACCCUGCGUUCUAAUGUAUUUGUCGUUGUGGUAUUUUAAAAUUCACAUUCAUUCAAGAUAACAAACAAACGAUUUCACAUAAAGCAUCACUUCCUUCAUGAAUGUAGAUACGGGUAGCUGAUGCAUAUCUACUUAUGUGAAACCUAGAUUCAAGCAUUCCUGUUGACUACUCUUAACCAAAUAAUUUCGAAGCAUAUUACAUCAAUCAAUGUAAUCGGAUUCUUCUAUUUUUUCAUUGAAUAAUCUGUAUCAAUUAUUUGAUUAACUUACCCAUAGGGUAGAGAUAACAUGUCUCAUUUUUUCAUUUUCAUUCUUUUUUUUUUUUUUAAGUUUUGUACAAAUUAAUUAUCUCAGUUACUAUCUGAUCAUGAAAGCAGAAUAUCAUGCUGCAGAAUUUUUUUUUCAGAGUCAUUAAAUUUAUUUAUAUCUCCUUAUUCUUAUUUAGAAUGAAGCAUAAGUUUAGACAUAUAGAUGGAAAUCUAUUUGCCUACAACAUACUUAUUCUGUGAUUGAAAAUAUUGUAUCAUAGAAAUCUACAAGUGUUCAGGAAGUUUAAUAUUGUUCAUAGUUGAUGAUGAACAAGUGCAUUAGUAUUCAGUUAAUUAGUUUCUCAUUUCAGUUUACUUCCAAUUAGUUGGUUAGAAGAAAUUUGCAAACUAUAUACAGUAUAUUAUCUUGUUAUAUGUCAUCCAAGGCAUUGUUUCGUUUCAUUACAUAUACAUGCGAAUUAUUUGAGUAGGCAGUUUAUAAACAAUAAGCAACCUGUGUUUAUUGCAUAACGGUUUAAAUUGUUUUAUCUUACAUCACUAUAGUUUUCAUAUUGACUUCUUUUUGUUCGUUUACCUUAUCAUAUAACAGAUUUUCAUAAUUCGAGAUGGUGAAUUUUAAACUUACUCCUAGAUUGUUUGUUUCAAUACUUUGUGGGGCUGUCACUGUUGUACUUGUUCUUAAAAAGAAAGUAUACUGAUAUAUUUUUUUCUCUACCUACUGUGUUUGAGAUUAUUGAUUAUUGUCAUUAUGAGAGUGAUGUUGGAAGUUUGAACAAAUAUUUUAAUGACGUGUCCAACAGGAAGAAACUGGUUUUCGCUUCAUCAUCAUUCUUAUUGUUACAACGUUUUAUUCAUUAUUUCAUUAUUGUCUAUUGUGUAUCUUGUGAUUAACAAUAAUUAUGUACGUUUUCCUUUUUCAUUUUUUAUCAAAAAAACAAAUACCAUUUUUAGUUUAAAUUAUAUAAUUCCAUUAAUGAUUGCAGCUAUGGUUAGUAAAUGGACUGGUGAUCGAUUAACAAAUGGUAGUAUUUACGAAGAGCAUAUACGAUUAAAUGAUUAUCCAUAUCUUGGAUCGUAUGAUGAAUUAGAUAAUACAUUAGUAGCAGCUGAUGUAAUGCAUCCACGCAGGUGAGUAUACAAUUUUACUUUUCAAAGAAUUUUUAUUGUUCUUUAUUUCUUUAUUUGUAACUCAUAACUUGAUGAUAAUAUUUUGAUUGUGGCUAGAUGUCAUGGAGUAGUGUGAAGAGUGGGUGUUCGACUUUGAAUUACUAAGUGUUAGUUUCGAGUUCCGCUGUAUGUACUACAGUUCCAGGGAAGGGAGGCGUAUCUGGAUAGUAUCACUAGCCCGUACACACAAACUAUGGUUUAAACGAAUUUUUACUUAGAUAGAUGAGUGACGUUUAAUAAAUAAUUAGGAUUCUGAAUGCAAUUGAAUAUUCACUUACUGUAAAGAUGAUUUUAUUAAUAAUAGAGUUACAAUUAAGGACGUAUGUAAGUAAUCUUUUGUUUAAUUAAUUAUUCAAUUCAUUUAUCAGGUGAAAUUUUUAUUGAAUUGGAUUGAUGUAACGGUAUAGAUUAAUACUGAAUGUUUAGUGUCGAAUAAUUCUCUCAUCAACUAAUGGAAAUAAUUAACUUAGGUAUCUUCCUUGUAACUUUGUUUGUUCUCGAUAAAACAGUCAAUACUCUUGAUUUAAAGAUUUAUUAGGUUCAAUAAGAAUAACUGAUUAAAUCGGCCAUCAUAAUUUAUUCAUUUGUUGAAUUUACGGUGAGACCAUAAUUUAUGGACGACCAUUGAUCGACGCUAAAUUGACCUUGAGAAUGUUCACCUACUAACCAAAAGUAAUUGACGAUUAUAAACCAGUAUGGCGAGUUAUCAUUAGGAUUUAUAGGUAAUGGUUAGGGUUAGGAAUAAGACUUGGGGUUUUUAUCACGAACCGACAUCAGCUAAAAUGCCAAAACGCUAUUUAACCAAAUGGAUGACUGAACUUCACGCCAAAAUCCCAUAUCUGUUAUCUUAUAUCUGAUUGCUCCGUUCAUAAAUUAUAAUUUCGCCGAAUUUACUAAUCAUUUUGAAUGAUUAUAAUCGUCUAUAUUUUAUAAAUGUAUUGAAAAUAUUGGAAAAUACUUUAUUGUAAACGUGUCUAUAAAUCAUGUUAUUAUUUGAUAAGAUUGAUUGAUAGUUGUAUUUUGUUGUUGUUCAUUCAGGAUUUUUUUUAUGUUAAUGAGAUUUACUAGUCAUGACUAGUGUAUGCAUAUUUUAUUGAAUUUAGACUAACUGAAGUAGAUUAUUAUUAUUAUUAUUCAAUGUAUAAUUAUGUGUACGUGUUAGAAUACCUUUAAUUGUACAAUGUCUUUGUCAGUCUUCUGUUUUUAUCUCCUUUUUUUCUAUUUGACUUCGUAAGGAAUUUCAUUCAUCACCCUGGCUAAAACAUUUGGAACUAAUUUGUGUUGUUCAGUUUAUAAACAUGAAACAGACAUAAACAACUUAAGACCUAGUUCAAAUGUGUACAAGUUAUACAUAACUAUACUCAACACCAACUUGCCUUAUAGUAGGUUGGAUGGAAGCUAAUGGUGGUCAAACUAAAAUGUGACAUCAGUUCAUAAAGUCACUGAGAUGUAGAUUACGUGAAUUUUGUCAAACUAAUGGAAAGAUUGUUAUCUUAGACCGUCCAACUAAUGUGCUAUAUUGAGAUGGAUCAAUUACAACCAUAAAGAUAUAAUAAUUUAAGUUGAUAGCAUAACAUGUCUAGAUCAAUUGAUUUUAAUCGUUAACAUUUAUCGUUCUUUUUCGUUUGUCAGUUAUCUCCAUUCUGUGGUAUCAAUAACAGCCUUAUUACAAUAUUUAUUGUUAUAAAUUAAUUGAAUUAUUUGUUGAGUUUCGUUAAUAUUCAUCUGUGAUAUUUGUAUGAAAUAAUGAUUCCUUUUUACUGGUUGAAUUCAAAAUACAGUACAUUGGUUUGUGUCUAUCUAGUAUUGCCUAAUCCAAUCGCGUUAUUUCUGGUAUUCUUAGUUUGUGCUAUAAUUCAAAUACUCUUAAUUAUCACAUCAUCCUUUCUGGAAAAAUAAUAAACAAUGAAUAUUUGGUUGAAGUUUGACAAACGCGAUUGGAUAUCAGUUCAUUAGUUUCAAGAUUAAGCGUUCUCACGUAAGAGCGGAGGUCUUAGGUUCAAUCCAUUUUGAUGGAGUCAUGGGUACGCACAGAUGAAGAGUCCCAUACUAGAACGAAAUAGCUGUGCAGUACCUCCUUGGUUCCCAGUUGAGGUGUAACUGGAACUGGUUCAUAAUAUCAAAAACGAAUAAGCCAAGUAUCACAAUUUUCAUUAAACUUAUUGACAGUUAUUUUUUGUACAGGUUAAAACUAGUUUGAAAAAUCUAUUCAUUGCUUUACAGCUUUGAUUUUGAUCAGUAAUAGCAGCUACUUGUUCAAAGUGAUUUAUUCAGGUUCCAAAUUUUGUCCUAAGCAAAAGAACUAUCGUUUUCAUAAGCGACUAUGAAAAUAAAGUAUGCAUAAGUUGUUUUUUCGGUGCCUUCAUUGAUCCAAUGUUACAUGUAAUCAACUGUAGGUGACGCUUACAUGGUAUAUUCGGAGCAACGUCAUUCAAAUCCCGUCAACCAAUAACUCUAUUAAAAAUAACUUGUGAUGACUAGCUGAUUUCCUAAUGUCAAAACGUAUUGAAUUUAUUUCAUUGUAGUAAUAUAAUAAUAAGUCACUCGAAUUUCGUAAGACUCCGCUUGUAGCUAUUAUAGGGUUACCGACAGUCCCACACAAAGGACAAGGGUCGUACAUGGAGUCGGCAAGCCCAUCCAACAAAAAUAAACUUGCUAUAAAACGUCCACCAGAGUAAGAUCAUCCAAAUGAUCUAAACUCUGACAUGAGAGUUCAAGGAUCUUCAUCUGGAAGAAUUAUGACGCCUCGUGAUGAAAGCCCAGAUUUUUCGCAAGUCAUGAGGUCGAUGCCACUUCUAACAACCAGAGCAACAAUUAAUAUAAAUACACGGAAUGUCCGGACACUGAAAGACCAGGAGAACCAGUUAAACAGCUACGAAAAUGAUGAGAUACAACUUGGCGCUGCUCGGAAACAGUGAAAGCCAUUGGAUCCAAGCUGGACAGAAAAGACUAGAUACGGGAAUGUUGCUGUUGUAUUCAGGUCACGAAGAGGAAAAUACUCCACACACACUCAGGGUGUUACUCUGAUGCUGUACAAAGAAGUCUGUGAAGCACUGAUAGGAUGGGAAUCUCGUGGACUCAGAAUCGUCAGAGCAUCAUUCAAAACAAAGAAGGAAGAGAUCACAAUGAAUGUUAUCCAGUGUUAUGCACCCACCAAUGAUAGCAACGGUGACAAUAAAGAUCAGUUCUAUGAGAGGCUGCAAUCAAAUAUAUCGAAGUUCCCAAUAAAGGGUGUCACCAUCCUGAUGGGAGACCUAAACGCCAAGGUCGGAAUAGACAACAUCGAGUACGAAGAUAUCAUGGGACAACAUGGAUUGACUGGGAGAAAAGGAUGGGGAUGGUGACAGAUUUGUAAAUCUAUGUGCAUUCAACAAAUCGUUUAUGUUUGGGAGUAUAUUUCCCCACAAACGCAUACACGAAGCUACUUAGGUCUCUUCGGAUCACACUAUACAGAACCACACCGAUCAUAUUUUUAUUAGUGAAAAAUCCAGAGGGUCAGUGAAAGACGUGACAACCAGGUGAUGAGAGGAGCUGACACAGCCUCAGAUCACCACCACCUGGUGAUUGCCAACAUGAAACUGAAACUAAAGAAACAGUGGGCAGCCGGUGAAACAGCAUUACAAUAGUUGAAUGCAGUCUUUCUUCAAGAUACUCACAAACUCAACCAAUUCAAGAUAUCUCUCAGACACUGGCUCUAAUCCUUACAGUGUGAAAGCAUUAGGACCUGAUAAUACACCAACUGAAGCACUUAAGUUAGACACAUAGGUAACUGAAAACAUACUCCUCAUUUUAUUUAGGAAUAUAUGGGAGAAAAACAGGUACUGACAGAUUGGAAAGAAAGAUACCUCAUCGAGAUACCAAGAAAAAGAAAUUUGAGCAAGUGUAAGAACUCACCUACAGAGACAUCACACUUCCUUGACUAUAAAAAGCAUUUGACAGUGUGGAUAGGAAAAUAUUAUGGAAACUUCUUCGACACUAUGGAGUACAUGAGAAAAUCGUCAACAUCAUCUGGAAUUCAUACGACGUAAGCUGACAUGUAAAUGAUGGGUAGCAACUGUAAAGCGCUGAAAAGGAUUGUCCAGGAGAGUGUUGGGUGGCGAAUCCUGGUGAGCGGCCUAACCUCCUACACGAGGGUUAACAGGCCUAAGUAAGUAACAAACAUACUGUGCAACUUAGUAAUUAAGUACACGUUUGUGCGCAUGGUCUCAAAGUAAACAUAUUUCUUGAGAACUAGUGAUAUUUCAAUGAUUGUUCAAACUGAAGUAGGUACAAUAGAGUUCUAACAUAGAAGAGGUUGUUUUAUUGUAGAUUUCCUCUUAUCGAUAAGCCACUUUGCUAAUCUUAAUGUUAUUUCCAUUGGAUAUGUAAUCAGUUUGACAAGAUGACGUUCUGUGUCAUCAUGUCGCCUGAUUUGCUCGUAAAUUUUGUUUUUGAAAUUAGACUUUUUUGUUGUAUUCAGGAAAUAGCAACACGUCUAUAUGCAUGCAUUUUCAAUACGAUUUCGUUAUUGAUAACGUCAAUUAAUUGACUUGUCUUAUUCCCUUUUCCUUUCUCGUUAUUGUCUAUAAUGUUUCCAUCUGUUUUUUCAGAGAUUCUAAUUCCCCUCUAUAUGUUGUUACACAAUAUGAUAUGACAGUUGGUGAUCUAGACCAAUUGGUUAGUAUAUGUGAUGUUAAAGGAUUUCCUGUUGUUGUUUCACAAGAUUCCCCAUACCUAGUUGGAUGGGUUUCAAGAAGAGAGUUACGUUGGGCUUUGGAUCGUGAAAGAAAAUAUGAUUCAAAUAUUGUCGAUGAUUCGCCAGUUCAUUUUGCCACAUUUCAGGAAGUAUAUGCAGAUGAUAAUCAGGAAUUGACACCUGUCAACUUACAAAAUAUUGUUGAUUUGUCUCCUACAACGGUAUCGGAUCAUACACCGAUGGAAACAGUUUUGGAUUUCUUUAAAAAGUUGGGCCUCCGACAAAUCAUUGUUACACGUAAUGGAUACCCACCACUGUUCGCGAUCAUUGCGUAGGCUUCUUAUCAGCCUGCGCUUAAGCUUACUCUGCUCUUCAUCAUAUUCAGAGCCAGAUGGAAUGUGUUUUCGAGCAUCUAUCAGUGAGGUGUCCUCUUGGUGUAUUGACUAAAAAAGAUAUACUUCGUCAUGUUCGUCAUCACAAUCCAAAUAAUCGUUAAACAGUAACUUUUAACAUAACAUUGUUAAUAUCCUUCCGGUUAUCUGCCAUGAUUAUUUUUUGUGCUUCUCUAUACAUAAAACACAUGAGUAUUUGUUCGUUUAUUUAUUUAUUUGUCUCAUUUAACGGAUAUUUUCCAUUGGUUUUUAUUGCACAUUAUCCCUCCAUAAUCCGUCAUUAUAUAUAAUCUGUAAAAUCUUCUUAGAAUGAUUACACAUUCUUUUCAAAAAUUAUCUACGAAUGAUAUAUUCUUAUAUACGUAAUGUAUAAUAAAUGAUCUCUCCUGUUCUAUAAAUUGUUAUCAACUCUUUUAGAAAAGACAUUAUUCCAGUUAUACCAUCCGAAAAUUAUGACUGUUACAUGAAGGUACCUAAGUGGUACUGCUAGAUGAAAUGAAUGUUUGCAUAGUUCGAUGUGAAAUUCCUUUACUGAGUAAUGUUAGAUGAUGUGUUGUGACUGAUUCGAUCGGCAAUUUAAGUUUUCCCAUACAUUAUUCAAGAAUAAUAAAAUCUAGCCAAAGUACUAUUUCCCGUGUGAUUAAGCUAGAAAACGUUUCCGAUAUAUUAUUUCCUGGGAUUCUAUUUCUUAUUAGUACUUUUAUUGAAACCGCUGACUUUCGUCUAAAUCCAUUGUUUUUCUUUUCUCAGAGCAAUUUAUUUCCAUAACGUAAUCAUUGUGUUAAGCCAUCUACAACCGCAUGAUCAAUAAUAAAACUUUGGUUUUAUUAGGGUUAACGUAAAUCUGAAUACGAUAGAGAAGUUGUUGGUAUAAAAACAGAACGACAUUUCAGAAAAAAAAACAAGGAAAUGUAGAAACAGCACAUUCACAUUUAAACACGAAUGUUAAAACAAGUUCGUCAUAAAAUGUAUGUAGAAAACUGGACUAUGUUUGCCUUUAUCGUUUAGGAUGCAGGCUGUAUAACUCCUUAUUUUCUUAUAUUGAAUGACAAGUCGUUUUCGCUUUCGAACAAGUCAGACCGUGCUUCAGUUGUUCCGUCUAAAUGUAGUAAACUUUGUGACUAACAGAACAAGGUUAUUUUACAACGUUUCGAUGAGAGGAGGAAGGGAAUGUGUAUAACGAGAUUGAAAAACGUUGGAUCAGUUAUAAUUCAUUUUCAUACAAAGUAUUUUUCAUAAUUUUGGUAAAUUGCAUUCGCGACAUCAUGAAAACUGACAUUUAAUAAUGCCUUACUUUCUCAUAGAGACAACAGGGUGGCAUAUAUUUACAUUGAAGGGACAAUAAUCAUAUACAAUGUCGCGUGUAGGUAGCUCAGUGCGACAAGGUAGGAAUAAAAUUUG
This is a messenger RNA of Schistosoma haematobium, 11865 nucleotides long. It is a transcript of the gene CLCN3, whose product is annotated as H(+)/Cl(-) exchange transporter 3. Lineage: Eukaryota; Metazoa; Platyhelminthes; Trematoda; Strigeidida; Schistosomatidae. Gene Ontology annotation, molecular function: voltage-gated chloride channel activity. The transcript has 5 exons. Gene Ontology annotation, cellular component: early endosome; Golgi apparatus. The record is from RefSeq and is a predicted model, not a curated record. The coding region runs from base 10027 to 10407 and encodes 126 amino acids.